CAGAGUGAUCCGGAACCGGAGCCUGGUCUGUUCUUGAUUCAGACAUGUUGCUGCUUCUGUUUCUCCCGUUCAUAGAGGAGUUCCAGAACUCACCUCCAGAUUAUUAUGUAGAAAUGCCAGCAUCAGUGACAGUGCAGGAGGGCUUGUGCAUCACCAUUCUCUGUACUUUCCAUCACCCUCCAACAAACUCUUCUCUAGCUCAUGGAUACUGGUUUAAGGAGGGGUCCCGAAUCUAUGAAGUCCAACCUGUGGCUACAAAUGAUCCAAUGCGAGAGGUGCAGGAGGAGUUUAGGGGACGAUUCCACCUGGUCGGGGACCCUCUGGAGAACAACUGCACACUGCGCAUCACAGACGCUCGGAAAGAAGACAGUAGGAAAUACUUCUUUCGGAUAGACAGGGGAGAGGAAAUUUUCAGUUACCUCAAUUAUUACCUUGAACUGAAGGUGACAGACCUGACAGAGAAGCCAGUCAUCUAUAGUCCAGAGCCCCUGGAGGAGGGCCAGCUGGCGACCUUGGUCUGUUUAGCCCCCUGGAUAUGUAGGGAGGGGACACCCCCGACCUUCUCCUGGACCGGGGCCGCCGUCCCUUCCCAGCAGCCCAACCAAACCUUCUCCUAUUUCUCUGGGCUCUCCUUCGUGCCGAAGCUCCAGGACCAUGGCAGCAACCUCACCUGUGGGAUGACCUUCCCUGGAGCCGGUGGGAGAGCUCUCACUGAGAGAACUGUCCAGCUCCAUGUAACCUCUAAAACAGACCCCCUCACAGUCUACAUAGGGGCACUUUUUACAUGCAAGAUGCUGGUCUUUCUCACCUUGUGUCUCAUCCUGACAUGUGUGAAGUUUCUGAGAAAGAAGAAGCGGGCAGAGGAUCAAGAGGUCCAGGACAGGAUGGAGGCAAAUUGUAGCAAUCAAGUUCCUGGAGUCCCUUUGUCAGAUUCAUCUAGCUCUGAGAAGCGCAAUUUGAAGUUUCCCCACUAUUGCAGUUUUACUCUUUUCUCCUAUAACUCAAUUAAAUUUUCCUUGUGUGUCUUGGAGCCAGAUUAA
Molecule: messenger RNA, 1040 nt
Organism: Antechinus flavipes (yellow-footed antechinus)
Lineage: Eukaryota; Metazoa; Chordata; Mammalia; Dasyuromorphia; Dasyuridae
Product: myeloid cell surface antigen CD33-like
Exons: 6
Coding region: 45-1040 (331 amino acids)
Source: RefSeq, a predicted model, not a curated record